AUGUUAAAAUGUGUGUCAAUUCAUAACCCAAAUCAGUGCAUACGUCCAGACCCAAAAUCAACCCAAAAAUCAGUGAAUACGCCCACAGACGCAAAGUCAGUGAAUACGCCCACAGACGCAAAGUCAGUGAAUACGCCCACAGACCCAAGGUCAGUGAAUACGCCCACAGACCCAAAGUCAGUGAAUACGCCCACAGACCCAAAGUCAGUGAAUACGCCCACAGACCCAAAGUCAGUGAAUACGCCCACAGACCCAAAGUCAGUGAAUACGCCCACAGACCCAAAGUCAGUGAAUACGCCCACAGACCCAAAGUCAGUGAAUACGCCCACAGACCCAAAGUCAGUGAAUACGCCCACAGACCCAAAGUCAGUGAAUACGCCCACAGACCCAAAGUCAGUAAAUACGCCCACAGACCCAAAGUCAGUAAAUACGCCCACAGACCCAAAGUCAGUGAAUACGCCCACAGACCCAAAGUCAGUGAAUACGCCCACAGACCCAAAAGCGGAGAUUUUCAACGUUGAUAUACUGCAGCGUGGGAUACAUGACGUUGUUCAAAUAGAAACAACUCUUGUGAAAAGUUAUAAAAAGUAUACUACACAGACUGUUGUUAUCGUGCACCCGCCAACCAUGAGCCAACCUAAGCAGCCAAUCAGGGAAAAGGACAGAAUCGAUAGAAGUGGGUUAUGA
Messenger RNA from Procambarus clarkii (red swamp crayfish), 687 nucleotides. The record is from RefSeq and is a predicted model, not a curated record. Lineage: Eukaryota; Metazoa; Arthropoda; Malacostraca; Decapoda; Cambaridae.